This is a messenger RNA of Coccinella septempunctata (seven-spotted ladybird), 874 nucleotides long. Its product is annotated as actin-related protein 2/3 complex subunit 3-like. Gene Ontology annotation, biological process: Arp2/3 complex-mediated actin nucleation; regulation of actin filament polymerization. The coding region runs from base 150 to 683 and encodes 177 amino acids. Gene Ontology annotation, cellular component: cytoskeleton; Arp2/3 protein complex. Gene Ontology annotation, molecular function: actin filament binding. The record is from RefSeq and is a predicted model, not a curated record. The transcript has 3 exons. Lineage: Eukaryota; Metazoa; Arthropoda; Insecta; Coleoptera; Coccinellidae.
CUGUGCGUAUAUUUAAUAGAGGUUAUGUGAGAUACUCUAUGAGUAAUAAGAAUUAAAUCUUAAAUAUUUAUAAAUAUCGAAUAAAUUCGGAUUGUGAAUAGGUUUUAUUUAUGAGCCAGUAAAUUCAAUCCUUUGUUGAACUAUACACAAUGCCUGCCUAUCAUUCCAGUUUCGUAAACCCCCCGCAAGUAGUUGGGAACACGGCGAUAUUACCUUUCAAAACACAGUUUAGGGGCCCCAUAAGUUCUCCCAGUAAUCAGGAGCAGGAUAUCAUCGAUGAGUCACUGUACUUCUUCAAAGCCAACGUAUUUUUCAGAACUUAUGAAAUCAAAUCUGAAGCUGACCGUCUGUUGAUCUACAUCACACUCUACAUAACGGAAUGUCUGAAAAAGCUUCAGAAAUGCACCAACAAAAACCAGGCACAAAACGAAAUGUACAGCUUGGCAAUCUCGAGAUUCGACAUACCGGGAGAUGCUGGUUUUCCCUUGAAUUCCGUAUAUUCCAAACCCUCAUCGACAUCGGAGGCGGAUUUGAUGAGGAACUAUCUGACUCAGCUCAGACAAGAGGUAGGUCACAGAAUUUGCGAUAAAGUUUUCGGAGAGGACGGGAAACCCAGCAAAUGGUGGUUGUGUUUCGCCAAGAAGAAAUUCAUGGAUAAGUCGUUGUCGGCUCCAGGACAAUGAGCGACGAAUUGAUUUAAUCUAAGGAUAUAACUAGAUUGUAUUGGAAUUUUUUUACUCGACGUGAGAAUUGAUAUCCCUUCUAUCGGGGAAUUGAGCCUAUAAUAUUUUGAGGUAUUAUAAUUUUUUUAUUUUAUAUCACAAAUUACUAUAUUGUUUCUAUUAUCUUUAUUCCAUUAAAAGUUUGCUUCAUU